AUGCCGGCAGUCAGAAACAUAAUCUCCAUCUCUGAGCUCACCUGUAUCUAUUCCACCCUCAUCCUGUACAACCACGAGGUGACAGCCAUGGAGGAUAAUAUUAAUGCCCUCAUUAAAGCAGCUGGUACCAAUGUUGGGAGCCUCAUCUGCAAUGUAGGGGCUGGUGGGCCUGCUCCAGCAGCUGGAGCCUCACCAGAAGGUUCUGUCCUCUCUAUUGCUGCUGCCCCAGCCGAGGAGAAGAAAGGGGAAGCAGAGAAGGAAGAAUCUGAAGAGUCGGAUGAUGACAUGGGCUUUGGUCUUUUUGAUUAA
Molecule: messenger RNA, 309 nt
Organism: Chionomys nivalis (European snow vole)
Lineage: Eukaryota; Metazoa; Chordata; Mammalia; Rodentia; Cricetidae
Product: 60S acidic ribosomal protein P1-like
Exons: 2
Coding region: 1-309 (102 amino acids)
Biological process (GO): cytoplasmic translation
Cellular component (GO): cytosolic large ribosomal subunit
Molecular function (GO): ribonucleoprotein complex binding; structural constituent of ribosome; protein kinase activator activity
Source: RefSeq, a predicted model, not a curated record